Castor canadensis (American beaver) is the source of this 2654-nucleotide messenger RNA. RefSeq names its product family with sequence similarity 53 member A (gene Fam53a). Lineage: Eukaryota; Metazoa; Chordata; Mammalia; Rodentia; Castoridae. Gene Ontology annotation, cellular component: nucleus. Gene Ontology annotation, biological process: protein import into nucleus. The record is from RefSeq and is a predicted model, not a curated record.
GCGGCGGCGCGGCAGCCAAUGAGGGCGGCCGGAGGGGGCGGGGCAUCGGCCCCGGUUUUGUUCCGCCGUGGCUGAGCGCGUCGUCCCCAUGCAAGGAGCGCGGCCUGCGCGGCCCUUGUCCCCGCCCCGCCCGGCCUCGGCCAGCCGCUCGGCCGUAGGUGCCGAGCCCGGCGUCUGCCCGCCACGCGCCGAGUGAACGCCCGGCCGGGGUCCGCGCGCGCGCGCGCGCGCCGUCACGGGGUCGCGCGAACUUGGGCCGGGCCGGGACGUCGCGUCCCCGUGCUGUCAGCGCCCGCGUGGGUCUGCUCGUCCGCUAAGCGCUCCCUACCGGGCGUGGACAGCCGGGGCCGGUCGCCAAGGCUGCAAGGACUUGGGCUCAUGUCAUGCGAAUGACCCCCAACGCCCCAUCCCCGCGCGCGGCCCGGGGCUCCAGGAACCCCGGUACUCCUCGCGCGCCCCGGGGUCCCAGCCAGACAGAAGCAGGAAGUUUGAAGAGUUGCACGGUGUGGUGAGGGCGUUCCAGGAGUAGACCCAGACGACCUGUGGAAGGUGACUUGCAAGUGGAUUCUGAAGCCACUUUUUCUGCGUAGACAGAAGGGGUAGACGCAGCUCUGAAGAGCCCGUGGAAAUGGGCUGUUCGUCUGUGAGAUGGAGACGCAACCCUGAGACAUAGCUUAGCUCCAGCAGUGAUCUGGGCCUGCUGAUGUCUGAUGCUCUGGAACUCCAGCCCCCAUUGGUGUGGAUGGAGAGAGGGCCCUGACCAUGGUCACACUCAUCACUGAGAAGCUGCAGAACCAGAGUCUGGAUGACCUUAGCCACAAAGCCCGGGAGACUGGCCUGUAUUCUGUUGAGAAACUGAACAGAAGUGGCCAUUUGUUCUCUUUGGAAGUUGGUGCAGACAAGAACCCCUGGACAGCCUUGCGUGGGAGACGGCCUGUUGGAAGCCAGGUGGCAGCAGGCCCUGCUUGCCCUUUCCCGCCGUGUGGUGCAGCUCACACCAAGGGUCUCUGGAGGCCAGAGUCACCAGAUCCAUGCGUGGGCCUGGGCGUGGGCAGCAUCUUGGACCUCUGUGAGAACACAGGGCCACCAGUAGCACCACCAACCAAGCGUCACUGCCGAUCCUUGUCAGAGCCAGAGGAGCUGGCACGCUGCCGAUCUCCAUGGCGCCCUGGUGGCUCCAAGGUUUGGACUCCGGUCUCCAAGAGGCGGUGCAACAGUGGUGGGAGUGCCACACUGCAGCGCUGCAGUGGCCUUGGGAGCACUGCCGUGCAGGGAAGCAGGAGCACAGGCCUGCCCAGGAGCCCUGUGUCACCCAGUGGUCCCACCUCUCCCCUGGCACCCCGGCCAGCCUCAGCCAGCAGUGGCUUCGUAGACAGCAGUGAGAGCAGCACAAGCUCUGGUCCUUCCUGGUGCGCUGUGGGGCCCUGCCCACUCUCCAGGCGCCGCCUGUCUCUCUCACAGGAGCACCUUGCAGAUGCGGGUGCCCACCUUCCUUCGGCCAGCAGCACCCCCACGUCCACACCUGAGCUAGGCCGGCGUCAUGGCCUGCUCCGGUGCCGUUCCCAGCCAUGUGUGCUCAGUGGGAGGAGGAGCCGGCGCAAGCGGAGACGUGAGGAGGCCAGGUGGACCCGCCCGUCCUUGGACUUGCUAAAAAUGACACGGACUUUAAAAAAUUCAAAGAGCCUUUGCUCCCUCAACUGUGAAGAUGAUGACGAGGAUGACACCCAGGCGAAGACUGUUGUGUCUUCCCCACGUGACUCUCAGGGACUUGUAGGCAUCAUCACACCUGGCUGCAGUCCCAGCCCGUGGGCCUCAAGGGAGCCAGUGGCCAACAUGGGUGAGGGCGGGAGCAGCGGGGACCCCAGUGACUGGGACAGUGCUGGGGAGGAGGGUGUCUUCCCUCUGGACCGCGGGGACCUGGACCUGGAACAGAUUGAGAACAACUGACGCCGUUCACUGAGUGGCAUUGCUGUCUGUUCCCUGGGACUAGCCGGCAGAAAUAGGUUUCCUGGUAUUUUGAACAUUGAGGUGUAAUUUUGAUUCAAUUUUUCCUAAAGAAGUAUUUUGCAUUUUUAUGACUUUUACAGUUUGGGAGAGCUUCUCUAUUUUGAAAUGAAUUUUCAGAAGGGCAUUCUAUUAAAUGCGAUUCUGCCUAGAGUCUGUUAGUGAUGUUCCUUUUGUAAGAAGCCUACUGAGAAGAGCCUAUGGGGUGCUUGCUGAAGACCUUGGGGCUAACAGUCUGUGCGUUCAUGUAGAGGGUGCAUGGUGCUCGGGGGUGUCUGUGCCCUUGUCCUUUUCACGUGGUGCUGGUGGACUGCAGGCUUGGACUACCUGGCUUUCUAGCCAUGGUGGUGUGGCUGGCCUGGCUGAGCUGCAGGGUCUCACUGAUGAGCCUGCUUUCAUGACCAGUGGCCUUUGCACUUUUGGGGUGUGAGGAGGCAGAGCACCAUCGGCUCCUCUUAGUGAAUUCAAUAAAAGGUGUUUGUUCUGUACUGACUUCUGACUGAUCAUUUCCAUGGCUCGGGCCUGCUGUCCUUGCUCAGCACUGCUGGGCUAUCUGUCCUCCAUUCCUCUAACUUACAAAACCACAGGGACUCUUACUGAAGACACUCACCUAAGGAGCACUGUGCAGAGGAAGUUGGUAACAGGAAAGA